UGCAGUGUACUUUGAUAGAGGUUGAAGAAGAACGAAACAUCCUGCAAGGCUGAUUUCAAGCUUCCCCUCCCCCCACACGAAAAAACAGUGUAAUCUCCGACACACCAACAGUGAAAUACAGAAAUGAUGAAGAGAUACUCUCGCUUCCCAUUUCGCCUGAGUUCCAAAACCCCAUCUCUCUCCCACUUUUACUCUUCUUCUUCUUCACCCAAAACCCCAGAUCAAGAAAAUGCUAAAACCCUCCAGCUCUUCUCAUGGGGGCGAGGCAGCUCCGGCCAACUCGGCUGCGGCACUUCCACCUCCGACCAAAUCAAACUCUACCCUUCUCCUAUCCCUACCCUUUCUCUCCCCCCUUCUUCCCGUCUCUCCUCCUCCAUUUCCGGCCGUUUACUCCGCUCCGGCGCCGGCGCCGGUCUGCCGGAGGUGGGAAUUUCAUGUGGGUUGUUCCAUUCGGCGGUUACGGUGGAGGGUCAGUGUUGGAUUUGGGGGAAAGGGGAUGGUGGAAGAUUAGGACUUGGUCAUGAGGAUUGCGUUUAUGUUCCUACUCUUAAUCCUCAUCUGUGUGAUGUUAAGUGUGUUGCUCUUGGUGGCCUUCAUUCUGUUUGCCUUGAUUCUUCGGGUCAGCUCUUUACUUGGGGUUAUGGUGGUUUUGGAGCUCUUGGUCACUCUGUUUAUACCAGAGAACUGUAUCCUAGAUUGGUUGAAGGCCCUUGGGACAAACCUAUAUGUCAUGUUUCAACCAGUGGAACACAUACUGCUGCUGUCACUGAAUCUGGUGAACUUUACACAUGGGGUCGAGAUGAAGGAGAAGGUAGACUGGGUCUUGGUCCCAAUCGAGGACCAGAUCAAGCAGGUGGACUUCCUAUCCCGUCCAAAGUGAAAGCUUUACCAGUGCCUCUGGCUGCGGUUUCUUGUGGUGGAUUUUUCACUAUGGGGUUGACUGAAGAGGGAGAAAUUUGGAACUGGGGAGCAAAUCGUAAUUAUGAGCUUGGGAGAGGUGACUCGAUUGGGGGCUGGAAACCGCAACCAAUUGCUAGCCUCAAAGAUAUUCGUAUCAUUCAGAUAGCAAGUGGGGGUUAUCACUCUCUUGCCUUAAGUGAUGAAGGUAAGGUUUUCUCCUGGGGUCAUGGUGGACAUGGUCAAUUGGGACACUCUUCUAAACAAAAUCAGAAAAUUCCUCUAGCCAUUGAAUUAAUAGCUGAUCAGAGAGUUGUGUAUAUUGCUUGCGGAGGUUCAUCAUCAGCUGCUGUAACAGAUACAGGGAAAUUAUACAUGUGGGGGAAUUCGAAGGAUCAGCAGUUGGGGGUUCCCGGGCUUAGAGAUGUACAAACAUCCCCCGUGGAAGUCAAGUUUCUUUCAGAGGAUGAUGAAUUAGGGAAUUACAAAGUACUCGCAGUGGCUAUAGGUGCUUCCCAUGCCAUGAGUGUAGUAUCACGGUCAGCUUAACUGUAUACAUCUGGCUUAGGAGACCAUGUUGGUAGCAGAAAGCAUGGUAGAUGAUUCUAACAGCGGAGCAAUUAUAGUGUAGAUUGUUCAUUAUGGCCAUCACCACCUUUACCUAGUGCAACAGCGUCUACCGUGGUUACCUUCUGUACAAUACGAGGUCGCCCUCAGAAUUUCAAGCUGUCCUAUCUACUGAGUAUGUAGAAAUUUCAGAUUUCUACAAACAAGAAAGCGAGGCACUGGUGCCGGUGGGCAUCAUAAUGAACACAUAAAUGGCUGGUCAGUAUUUGAGUUGUGAACUUUGGAGGGUAUCAUAAUUCAGUUGAGCUACUUUUUGGGGGUAAGUUUUGGGAAUGCCCCCCUCAAAAAUUAUAAAGCAGCAUUUUUGUCAUGGCAGUCUCUGUUACAUGGCUCAAAGCCUCAGGUAAUUAAAAUGUGCUCAUUACUCAAUAUAAAAGAUACAUCCAUAAUGGAGAGACUUGCAAAAUGUAGAGUGUAUAACAAAGACUAUUGUCCUUUGAUUAUUCUCCGGGAGCUCUUUGGGAAGAUUGCAGGAGCACGUCCGGUGAUUGAAGUGAUUUUCGAUCUUAAAAUGGAAAAUGUCAAUAAAUUUGUUUGUUUAACAAGUUAGAAGUGGGUAUUGAAAAAUUGUUUUAUUUUCA
Daucus carota subsp. sativus is the source of this 2105-nucleotide messenger RNA. RefSeq names its product RCC1 domain-containing protein RUG3, mitochondrial. The record is from RefSeq and is a predicted model, not a curated record. The coding region runs from base 124 to 1446 and encodes 440 amino acids. Lineage: Eukaryota; Viridiplantae; Streptophyta; Magnoliopsida; Apiales; Apiaceae. The transcript has 6 exons.